Trematosphaeria pertusa is the source of this 300-nucleotide messenger RNA. RefSeq lists its product as uncharacterized. The coding region runs from base 18 to 176 and encodes 52 amino acids. The record is from RefSeq and is a predicted model, not a curated record. Lineage: Eukaryota; Fungi; Ascomycota; Dothideomycetes; Pleosporales; Trematosphaeriaceae. The transcript has a single exon.
GGUCCCUUUUGCUAGGAAUGUCGCCUCACCCACCACCCACAUCAUACCAACACCUCCCGCCUCUACAUCCGCUCAACACUCUCACUAAACCUCACCAAACCUCACCAGCUCACAGCUGUUCAACUUGUAAGCCCUCGCCUUCCUGUCAUACUCGCGCUAACAUCUCCCAGAGAUAGCCCCCAAAAAAAAUUUCGACCGUAAACAGGUCACCAAAACAAUCUUCGGCCGUAAAGAAGCCACUACUACAAAACUCAGACUGUAAACAGGUCACCCUUCCCCCUUCUGUCUUUGCUUUUUCAU